AUGACAGACCAGCAACACGGCUUCUCCGGCGCUCCGGAUCAGGUACUCAGCCGAGCACACAUGGUUGCGCUCAAUACCUCGCUGUUCAUCGUGCAGGCAAGAACUCGUGUUCACCACCGGUCGGACGCUCCGACCCCGCGACCUCCAUCGCUCAAAGAGCAGAUCCGUCGCACGCCGCCUCCGCCGCCGGACAUCACUCGUCUCUGUCAUCGUUCUCAACUCGCAAACUGA
Macrosiphum euphorbiae (potato aphid) is the source of this 231-nucleotide messenger RNA. NCBI's taxonomy places the organism in Eukaryota, Metazoa, Arthropoda, Insecta, Hemiptera, Aphididae. The record is from the annotation of a GenBank genome assembly.